Molecule: messenger RNA, 2425 nt
Organism: Cherax quadricarinatus
Lineage: Eukaryota; Metazoa; Arthropoda; Malacostraca; Decapoda; Parastacidae
Source: RefSeq, a predicted model, not a curated record
AGUGGCUGGUGGUGGCUACUGGCUCAUCCUCGCCUCACUUACCAUAACUCUCGCCUCUCCUCGUCACUGUCAUCAUCUGAGUCUACCUUCACCCACUUUAUUACACUCAGUGAUUCUUGCCUACAAUAUUGACUUAGUUACCCAGGACUGUCAUACUCCAGUAGUGUCAUAAACUUAAGUUGUAAACCUCAACUUGAUCCUCAGUAAUCACAAUGGCAGUUUGUGAGGGAUCUGCCAGAUGGCUUAUAGAUGAGAUAAUGAAAGCUACUUGGCAGGUGGAGGUGUUGGUGUGGUUAGGGAUCUUCUACCUGUGCAAGGUGGCUCUAGGUGUGGCCUGGGAGGUAGGUACAGGACUCAGGACACAUCUCUGGUCCAAGAUGGUCACUAGGGACCUGCCACGGGAGUACGGCGGCAGAUGGGCAGUUGUGACAGGGGCCACAGAUGGCAUCGGGAAGGCAUAUGCUAUUGAACUGGCCAAGAAGGGUAUGAAUAUUGUACUGAUCUCCCGCACACAGGAGAAGUUGGAGAAAGUUGCCCAGGAGAUCCGUGGCCAGUAUGAAGUUGAAACUGAUAUCGUACGAGCAGAUUUUACUGAUGGUCGACCCAUUUAUGAUAACAUUAGGAAACAUCUUGAAGGAAAGGAGGUUGGAAUUUUAGUGAACAAUGUUGGAGUGGUUGGCUCUAUUCCAUGUCUCUUCAAAGAUGCACCAGAAGACGAUAUCUGGACACUUUUGAAUGUCAACUCUGCAGCUGUACCAGCUAUGAUCAAGUUAGUGUUGCCUGGCAUGAUGGCACGCAGGAAAGGGGCCAUUGUCAACAUCAGCUCAAUGGCAGGGAGUUUUCCUCUUCCGCUUUUGCAGAUUUACUGUGGAACGAAGUCCUUCGUCAAUCGCUUCUCUGAAAUUUUGGAAUUUGAGUGUCGAUCAUCUGGCAUCACUGUCCAGACUCUCAUUCCUUUUGCAGUGUUGACAAAUAUAGUGAAGCUUGAUCCACCUAUAACGAAAGAAGGUUGGACGAUGCCGUUUCCAUCGAGGUACGCUUACCAUGCACUCUCAACUCUUGGUUACGCUCAGUGUACCACAGGCUACUGGGCUCAUAGUCUGCAGAUCUGGGCUCUAGGAAAGAUACCAUCAUGGCUGCUGAUGCCUCUUCUCUUGAAGAUGAUGAAUUCUUUUCUAAAGGAACACAAAAAAGUUCUCUAAAAAUUGAGCUGCAAAUUUCCUAGUAUUAAUACCUAUAAUGAAAAUCAUUUUAAUGGGGCUCUCAAUCCUUGCCUAGUAUGUCACCCACAACAGUCAUCUAAUACCCAAGUACUUGUUUGCUGAUGAGUGAAUAAUAGCAGUUGGUUUAAGAACAUUUGUCCAUACAUGUUGCCCUUCCCAGAAUACCAACCACAACAGUCUACUUAACUCUCAUGUACCAGUUUACUGCUAGGCGUCCAGGGGAAGCAGAUAUUAGGAAAUUUGUUGAUGCAUCUUGUCUGACUCAGGAGUAACCAACAUUCCCUCGGUUAUGAGACCAAUGUUCCACCACAGAAAUGUGAAAGUAGAGUAAUAUACAUAAAUGGUCUUUUAUUUCAUCAAGUUUAGCUGUUUGUAGAAACUGGCCUUAUAUUAUUGUUUAUAAUUAGUACAUAUAUAGUUAUUAUGGCCACAUUUGUGACCAUGAUAAUUGGUGUAGGUAGUUUGCUGUUAUUGAUCCCAUGUAUAUUUUAAAUAGAUCUCCGGUAAUAAUAUGGAUUGUUGCUUUGAUACCACAAAUGUACUUCCAUGUACAUAUAAACUAUAAACAAUUUUAAAUAUACUUUCAGCAAGCACUAAAUUUCAUUUUUCCUUUUUCGUAAUUCUUAUAAACGUUUUCUUAUUUAAUAUAGUAAUCCUGAUGUGACCAAACAGUGGGUAUUCUUUCUGAUCUUUAAUAUUGUUUAUUCCAGACUACACUACUGUAUUUACCCUAAAUUAUACAAUAUUUUAUUCGUAUCUUAUAAUUGGAGCUGCCCUUCCCUUCUUUAGAUCAAAUCUUACUCUCUCCCAUUUUCCAACAUUGUUAGACCUACACAGGUUUAGUAUUUCCCCAUAAAUAUGUUAAUAACGUACUUCCUUUGCUGUUCUUGAUCCCAUGUAAGUACAGUAUAAUAUACUGUAAGUGAAUUGCUCGGUUCAUAGCGCACUCAGCCUACACACUGAGGUCAGUGGUUCGAUCCCGGUACAGGUAGAAACACUGGGGGUGUUUCCCUAAGGCACCUGCUGCCCCUGUUCACCUAGCAGUAAAUAGGUACCUGGGUGUUAGUCGACUGUGGAUCAUAUCCUGGAGACAAAAUUAACUUAAUUUGCAAGAAUGCUCUGCAAACCCAGGGACUUUCUAUACAGUAUGUCAGUGAUGUCAGGUACGUCUGUGUAUGUUGUAUUAUGUACUUUCAGAAAUA